This is a messenger RNA of Canariomyces notabilis, 745 nucleotides long. RefSeq lists its product as uncharacterized. The record is from RefSeq and is a predicted model, not a curated record. The coding region runs from base 144 to 614 and encodes 156 amino acids. The transcript is spliced from 2 exons. Lineage: Eukaryota; Fungi; Ascomycota; Sordariomycetes; Sordariales; Chaetomiaceae.
CGCCAGAUCCUCGCUCCCACCACAACCUUAACUACUACAAUACUGAGCUGCUGUCGCCCCCACGAGGGUCCUAGCCUGACUGUCUAGCGCGGUGGAACUGGCUAUCGGAAUGAGCUGGACACCGACGUGGACAAUCCGGAACAAUGCCCAUCGAUCUCGACCAUGUGCUGUAUACGCGCGCGAGAUGGCGAAAGACUAUUUUGGUUCCGCUCUGGACCUUUCAGGUCGCGGUGCUGCUGUGCCUGAUGGCCGUCUUUGCCUAUCGCCUGGCCGAGACAUUUGAGCAUUACAAGGACAGUCAGAAGAUGGGCCAGAUCCCUAUGGUCGAGGUCGUUUGGGAAGCUACCAACGUCGGCUUCAACCUCAUAUCGCUCGUUCUCAACAUUCUUGAAAUUGCCCGCAAGGCAACAGAAAGGCUAACGCCCUUCUUCAUGAUAUGUACCCACAUCAUCAAGCUCACCCUCGCCUUGGCCGUGCUCGCCCUCGACAUUGUCGCCUAUCUCCAAGGCAUGGACGGCCACUACUCGACCAUUGGCCUGUCGCUUGAUUGUGGGCUACUGUACGCGUCCUUACCUCCCAGCCCCUAUCUCUCUCUAAUCAAAUCCCCCUUCUAGCGCGUCGACCAUUGUGACAUUCAUCUACGCCUUGGUCACCUACCGCCGCCUGCUCAAAUACGAAGACUACCACCUCACCGCCGCCAGCACAAAACCGCAUCCAGACGGUGGGGGUAGAGCGGGAGGAGUCG